GCUGCCGUAGACGCGCAGGCGGCGGGCUGCAGGCAGAGGGCAGCAGGCAGGGUUUAGCUCAUCCCUGACUGGAUCACAGGACCAGCAUCAUCAUCCUCCCUGGCAAGGGCAACCUCUCCAUAAGACAUCAACAAGAAGAAGACGAAAAAGCAUCAAAUUUUGAAGAGAAGCAGCAAGAUGCUGGCCUGCACAGAGCUCAUCACCAUGUGUCUUCAGUCUGCCAAGCACGAACACUUGAGAAAGCGGCAGGAGCUUGACCACAAGCACAAUCAAGGGAUCUCAUUAUUUCAGGAUAUUUUACGCCGUGCAGACAAAAACGAUGAUGGGAAGCUGAACUUGGAGGAGUUCCAGUCAUAUUUCACCGAUGGCAUCCUCACUGAUGAGCAGAUGCAGGAGCUGUAUUACUCCAUCGACAGGCAGCAGACAGACAACCUGGACAUAGACAAACUCUCCGAGUACUUCACUCCACACCUGGGAGAAUACGUCAACGUCCUGUCUGCUCUGGAAAAGCUGAAUGUGGCCAUUCUGAAGGCCAUGGAUAAAACUAAAGAGGAGUAUCAGGGCUCGUCAGUGUUGGGUCAGUUUGUGACACGCUUCCUGCUGAGGGAAACCACCACCCAGCUGCAGUCCCUUCAGUCAUCGCUGGAUUGUGCUAUGGAGGCUGUUCACGACCAGGGCUGCACAGGACGGAGGAUAGUGAAGAAGCCCGCUGACCUGCCCAUCCAGAGGAUGGCCAAAAGGCCUGGUCGACGCAUCCAGAAGAACAUGUGUCUCUCCCCAACAGACCCUUACUCUGGCAUGCUCACCACAGGGGUCAGUGUGGAGCCAGACAACCACUGGGGCUCCCAGAUCAACCAGCUGGAGCAGCUCAUAGACAAGAUGGAGUGUGAGAGUCCACAUCUUGAACCUCUCAAAGAAGACACAUUGGCAGGGACAUAUAAAUCAAACAUACUUCUGGUCCAGAGACAAAUGUCUGUGAAGGAGAGAGACGUGGAGCAGUUUCAGCAAGCUCUCAAAAUCUACACAGAUGCCACUACCAUCCAGCCAAACAACCUGCACGUGUCAGUCCAGAACUUGCCAGACAGAUCAUGCUUCAUCAUGUAUGAAUUUUGGCAGGACCGUCUCUCCUGGAUGAGCUACCUGCAGUCGUCCAUCAGUAAGACCUUCCAGGGCUGCGUUAUUGACUCGCUGGAAGAGCCAGAAAUGGUCUCAACCAUGCUUCUCCCAGCCUCUUGGUGGAUUAUGAACAACAACUGAUGGAGCGGAGCUGCUGUUAACAUACACCCUGAAAGCAGGAGAACAAGGCGAUUGUACAAUCGCGUCUUCUUCUUCUUCUUCUUUUUGUUCGUUAUUUGAUAUUAACUUUUUCCUAAUGGCAUGACCAGGAUUGUUUCAGCGAAGCUAUGCUGCAAGGUUCUAACAAAAAAGACGGCAGGUCAGUUAAAUCAGUCCACAGUGAAACAAACCUAAACCUUGGGGAGAAAGAACUGAGGCGAUGCAACGUUUUAUUGUGUGAUCAGGAUCUGUGCUGAUGGUCAUUUCACAGUGCGGGCACAUUUCCUGCUGCUGAUUUAAUAGACUAACAAAUAUUUAAAAAAAGAGAAAAAAGAAUAUAUUUGCAUGAUGUCUUAUUUCUCAGUGCUAGUUUUCUUUUUUUCCACUCAAAGCUUCAUAUUAGAGUAGCUAUAAUUGUCAACAAUGACCAAUAACUGAUCCUACCCAUCAAUGCUCAACACCUGUCCCUCAGUACAGAUGAAAACAGACAUCGUGGUAAGGUUAACCUCCCCUUUUGUUCUCUCUCUCUGGUAUCGUGCUUUGCUGUCUCCCUCAAAGCUUUUGCUACCAAGCGCUCAUUUUGCUUAUGGUGUAGACAAGCCAUUAAAUAGUUAAUUAUCAGUCACAGUCUGCAUCUAGAAAUCUGAUCAUCUGUGUCACUCCUGCACUUUAGAAAAAAAUGGACCUUAUUGUGAAGAACUGAUACUUAUAGUAGAUUGUUUAUUGAAAAUAUAGAAAUAACAGGCGUCGAGCUGCACCGAGGAGCAGUACUCUAGAUAUAAAACAAAAGCCAUUAUUUUACAUUUGCAGUAUGUAAUCUGAAGAGUUUAAUGGUACAGUACAAACAAAUAUAAGUUUAUAUUUUGAGUACAGAAAUUAGGCAGGAUCUGUUCUGUGUAUUGAACCGUGUACAGUAAUUAUUGAAAGCUGUAGGUUGUAGGUAGUUGUUGUAAAUCACUGGUAAAUGUAUAUUCAGACAUUCGGUACGUUACAUUUUGAUAAUGUGAGGAACGAAUGUGCUGGAUCUUUCAUUUAAAGUGUUUCUCAUUUCCUUUGUGUAGAUUGUACAGUUAUGUGGAUGCUAUGUUUGUUUUCGGCAUGAAUUAAAGUUUGACAUGUUGCUGACAUGGA
Maylandia zebra (zebra mbuna) is the source of this 2406-nucleotide messenger RNA. Its product is annotated as N-terminal EF-hand calcium-binding protein 1. Gene Ontology annotation, cellular component: cytoplasm; Golgi cis cisterna; endoplasmic reticulum. The record is from RefSeq and is a predicted model, not a curated record. NCBI's taxonomy places the organism in Eukaryota, Metazoa, Chordata, Actinopteri, Cichliformes, Cichlidae. Gene Ontology annotation, biological process: regulation of amyloid precursor protein biosynthetic process. Gene Ontology annotation, molecular function: calcium ion binding.